Scutellospora calospora is the source of this 549-nucleotide messenger RNA. NCBI's taxonomy places the organism in Eukaryota, Fungi, Glomeromycota, Glomeromycetes, Diversisporales, Gigasporaceae. The record is from the annotation of a GenBank genome assembly.
AAUGGAGGAGGAAUAUGGAAUUCCCAGUUCGAGCUCAACUUCUGCAAGUUAUGAUCACAUCGGAAAUUUUUAUAGACCUAUUACCGAUGAUUUAAAGUUUUUAUCUGCUGCCAAAGAAGAAUCUUUAUCCAAUCCUAUUUCUAACAAAAUAAACUUGAAGAUUGAAGAUGAUAAGGCUGUUAUUGAUCGUGUUAAGGAGUUUAUGAAAGAUUUUAAAGAACCAUCAAAUUUAUAUGGUUUUAAAUAUUUAAUUGAAGACCUUGAAAUUAAACCAUCUGCAAAAUUAUUAGGACUAUUGGUUGAGGCACUCUUAUUGCUCAGUGAUUCUUCUUCAUUUAAAUAUUAUACAAUUGACACUAUCCCACAUUUAGAACUACAUCUUCGUACCUGGGUUGCAGUUUUAGAAUUGGUGUUUUAUUCUCCUAUCGUAUUAACUCGUGAAACUCGUGAUAAACUUUAUAGUAAUCUAGAUAGUUUCGUUGACAUUCACUAUCGGACAACUGAAGUAUUUAAUCAGGGUAUUAAUCAUAGCUUUAAGCCUAAAUUUAA